Balaenoptera acutorostrata (minke whale) is the source of this 1618-nucleotide messenger RNA. RefSeq names its product cyclin-Y-like protein 1. Lineage: Eukaryota; Metazoa; Chordata; Mammalia; Artiodactyla; Balaenopteridae. Gene Ontology annotation, biological process: regulation of canonical Wnt signaling pathway; regulation of cyclin-dependent protein serine/threonine kinase activity. Gene Ontology annotation, cellular component: plasma membrane. The coding region runs from base 245 to 1594 and encodes 449 amino acids. The record is from RefSeq and is a predicted model, not a curated record. The transcript is spliced from 12 exons. Gene Ontology annotation, molecular function: cyclin-dependent protein serine/threonine kinase activator activity; protein kinase binding.
UGGCUCCGGGGAGGCGGCGGCGGCCGGCGGGGGUGCAGCCGGGGCCGGGCCCCUGCCCGGGGCCCGGCGGCUGGGCGGACAGGAGAGCGGCGGGCGAAGUCGCGUCUGCAUCUGCGGCACAGCCCCGGCAUAGCCCGGGGCUGCCAGUGCCCGCCGCGCCAUUGUUGGGGGAGGGGGCGGCUUCUGAGCUCGGCGGAGUCAGGGGACGAGCGGAGGCGGCGGCGGCGAGGAGUGAAGGCGCCCCAUGGGGAACUCGCUGUCUUGUUGCCUGUGCCCCAAUGCCAGCCCCAAGGUGGGCCGGCGCAGGGGGUCAGCGGAGCCGGACUGUGAGGCUGAGGUCUACAAGGCGGCGGCCGGGAACGCGGUGGCAGUAGCUCCGGCGGCAGCUACCGUGGAACCCGCCGAGUUGGAUUUCGCAGGUGGCGAAGGCCACCACCUGCAGCAGAUCAGCGACCGGGAGAUGCCCGAAGACUUAGCUUUGGAACCAAACCCUUCUGACCACCCAAGGCCAAGCACAGUUUGUCUGAGCAAAUCUCAAACAGAGGUGCGGGAAAAGACGAAGAGCAACCCUUUAAACCAUGUUCCUAUUAUUCGGAUGUUGGAAGUCUUAGACUUACCAGAUCGGCGGAUUCUUAACCACUGCGCCACCAGGGAAGUCCCAUUCCUUCUUCCUGUUUUGAUCUCUUACUUGUUGGGGGCUUCCCUCAAACGAGUGAUGGUCCUUGGCUGUCUGUUAAGAUCUAAUUGGAAGCAUCACUUGGACAACUCGUUAACUGAUGGGCCUCACUGCAAGGAUUUGGGGACCACGCCUCUGAACUCUGAGCCUGCCUUGGGUUCCGUAUCUCCAGGGCAGCUUACUAAAAAGUAUAGCUCAUGCUCAACAAUAUUUCUAGAUGACAGCACAGUCAGCCAGCCUAAUCUUAGAACCACAGUAAAAUGUUUGACCUUAGCAAUAUAUUACCACAUAAAGAACAGAGAUGCAGAUAGAUCCUUGGAUAUUUUUGAUGAGAGAUUACAUCCACUCACACGAGAAAAGGUUCCAGAGGAAUACUUCGAGCAUGAUCCUGAACACAAAUUCAUUUACAGAUUUGUUCAUACUGUUUGUAGUGCCACACAGCUAACUGCUGAAAGUGCAGUAAUAACUUUGGUUUACUUAGAAAGGCUUUUAACUUAUUCUGAGAUCGACAUUUGCCCCACUAACUGGAAAAGAAUUGUUUUGGGAGCCAUUCUUCUUGCCUCCAGGAUUUGGGGCGAUGAUGCUGUAUGGGAUGUGGAGCACAGCCAGAUCCUCAAGGACGUUACAGUUGAGGACAUGAAUAAGAUGGAAAGGCACGUCCUGGAGCGACUUCAUUUUAAUAUUAAUGUUCCUUUCAGUGUGUAUGUCAAACACUACUUUGACCUUCGCUCCUUAGCAGAUGACAACGACCUGAAUGUUCUAUUCACUCCUCUUAGCAAAGAAAGAGCACAGAACUUAAAGGCCAUUUCCAGAUUGUGUGACGACGAAUACAAAGACGUGUGUAGAGCUGCUAUGAGAAGGUCUUUCAGCGCUGAUAAUUUCAUUGGUAUUCGGCGCUCCAAUGCCAUCCUCUCUUAAGGGAGAAGUGAGGGGUUGUAACAU